CGACUGGCCGACCGGCCACCUCGUCAGCGAAGGCUCCCGCUGCAGCUGCCGCUGCCUUGCCCCCGCCCGGUCCCCAUGGAAGAAAUGGAAGAAGAGUUAAAAUGCCCGGUGUGCGGCUCCUUCUAUCGGGAACCCAUCAUCCUGCCCUGCUCUCACAAUUUAUGCCAGGCGUGCGCCCGCAACAUCCUGGUGCAGACCCCGGAGUCAGAGUCCCCCCAGAGCCGCCGGGCCUCGGGCUCCGGGGUCUCCGACUAUGACUACCUGGACCUGGACAAGAUGAGCCUGUACAGCGAGGCGGACAGCGGCUACGGCUCCUACGGGGGGUUCGCCAGCGCGCCCACCACCCCGUGCCAGAAGUCUCCCAACGGCGUCCGUGUGUUUCCCCCGGCUAUGCCGCCACCGGCCACCCACCUGUCCCCGGCCUUGGCCCCGGUGCCCCGCAACUCCUGUAUCACCUGUCCCCAGUGUCACCGCAGCCUCAUCCUGGAUGACCGAGGGCUGCGCGGCUUCCCGAAGAACCGCGUUCUGGAGGGAGUCAUUGACCGCUACCAGCAGAGCAAAGCCGCGGCCCUUAAGUGCCAGCUUUGCGAGAAGGCACCCAAGGAGGCCACCGUCAUGUGCGAACAGUGCGAUGUCUUCUACUGCGACCCGUGCCGCCUGCGCUGCCACCCACCCCGGGGACCCCUAGCCAAGCACCGUCUGGUGCCCCCGGCCCAGGGCCGCGUGAGCCGGAGGCUGAGCCCCCGGAAGGUCUCCACCUGCACAGACCACGAGCUGGAGAACCACAGCAUGUACUGCGUGCAGUGCAAGAUGCCUGUGUGCUACCAGUGCCUAGAGGAGGGCAAACACUCCAGCCAUGAAGUCAAGGCUCUGGGGGCCAUGUGGAAACUGCACAAGAGUCAACUCUCCCAGGCGCUAAAUGGACUGUCAGACAGGGCCAAAGAAGCCAAGGAGUUUCUGGUGCAGCUUCGCAACAUGGUGCAGCAGAUCCAGGAGAACAGUGUGGAGUUUGAGGCCUGCCUGGUGGCCCAGUGUGACGCCCUCAUUGAUGCCCUCAACAGAAGGAAAGCCCAGCUGCUUGCUCGUGUCAACAAGGAGCAUGAGCACAAACUGAAGGUGGUUCGAGAUCAGAUCUCUCACUGCACAGUGAAAUUGCGCCAGACCACAGGUCUCAUGGAAUACUGCCUGGAGGUGAUUAAGGAAAAUGAUCCUAGUGGCUUUUUACAAAUUUCUGACGCCCUCAUAAGGAGAGUGCACCUGACCGAGGACCAGUGGGGGAAAGGCACGCUCACUCCCAGAAUGACCACCGACUUCGACUUGAGUCUGGACAACAGCCCUUUACUGCAGUCCAUCCACCAACUUGACUUUGUGCAGAUGAAAGCUUCCUCUCCAGUCCCAGCCACCCCCAUUCUGCAGCUGGAGGAGUGCUGCACCCACAACAACAGCGCCACACUGUCCUGGAAACAGCCACCUCUGUCCACAGUACCUGCCGACGGGUACAUUCUGGAGCUGGAUGACGGCAGUGGUGGUCAGUUCCGGGAAGUGUAUGUCGGGAAGGAGACAAUGUGCACCGUGGAUGGUCUUCACUUCAACAGCACAUACAACGCACGCGUCAAGGCCUUCAACAAAACAGGAGUCAGCCAGUACAGCAAGACCCUGGUCCUCCAAACGUCUGAGGCAAUUUCAGCACAUGAAAUUAACCCUAUGAAAGACACAGACUCAGAAGAACAGACACUCCCUUUUCCAGUGCCUUCGGAAAGAUUGCCGCUCCGUAGAAUGAGUCCUUUCUCCUCCACCCUUAAUCUACAACCCAGCUUCCCCGGGAGAUCCUACUUUGAUUUGAGAUCCUCACCCCACCAGCUGAGCUUGCAUUCCUCUUUACAGUCUCUCAAUGCACCCGGAUGCAAUUUUGAGCCACAAUCUGCACCUUACUCUCAAUUAGUUGACAUUAAAAAGCUGUUGGCAGUGGCCUGGUUUGCUUUCGACCCUGGCUCGGCGCACUCUGAUAUCAUCUUCUCCAAUGACAACCUGACUGUGACCUGCAGUAGCUAUGAUGACCGGGUGGUGCUGGGCAAGACCGGCUUCUCCAAGGGCGUCCACUACUGGGAGCUCACCGUGGAUCGCUAUGACAACCACCCCGACCCUGCCUUUGGCGUGGCUCGCAUGGACGUGAUGAAGGAUGUGAUGUUAGGGAAGGACGACAAAGCUUGGGCAAUGUAUGUGGACAAUAACCGGAGCUGGUUCAUGCACAACAACUCGCACACCAACAGAACUGAGGGAGGAAUCACCAAGGGAGCCACAAUUGGGGUCCUCCUUGACCUAAAUAGAAAAACAUUGACCUUUUUCAUCAACGAUGAACAGCAAGGCCCCAUAGCAUUCGAGAAUGUGGAGGGCAUGUUCUUCCCAGCAGUCAGCCUGAACAGGAACGUGCAGGUCACGCUUCACACCGGACUCCCAGUCCCGGACUUCUACUCCAGCAGAGCCUCAAUCGCCUAAGGAUGUCUGUGGAGGCACCAGCUGCCUGUUCUUACCUCCACCUGAGAGCGACAGCAAGGAGCUCCGCCUGCAAGCGGAUGACAGAGAGCUGGAAGGAGAGGGGGAAGGAGGAGCCAGAAGCUGGUCCUCUAUGGUCUUCACACCCCGGCUCUGCCCCCUUCCCCUCCAACCUCUCCGCUGCUGUCCUGCCUGCAGCCCUUCCACCUUCAGCAGUUCUAACCAACACAGAUUCUGAGCAGCCCACCGAGUCACUUCAUUUCACUCCCAGAUUUUGUUUUUAUUUAACAUAAUUUUUUAUGUAGGUGAGUUAUAUUUUGUUUCUUUCUGAUCAUGUUAUUGGCAACUUACUGAACUGGCACUGCCAACAGAAAAUUCUCCUGAUAACUUCUUUUCUUAAGCUUUCUGCACAACAAGGAGAUUAUAGAGAGAAGUAGGGCAGAAAGACCUGAAUUUGGAUCCUGCAGUUUACCUCCCAGAAUGUUCUUGCCCUGUGUCCUCCCGUGCAGUACAGGUAGCACUGGGAAGUUUCACCAUCUAGCAAAGCACAAAAAUACCAACACCAUCACACAUAGGUUCGCAGCUGGUUAGGAUCAUUAGGACAGGCCAGAAAACCCGGUCACUGAAUAAAAUUGCAAAGUCUCUACACACAGGCAGACCAGGGGACUUAAUGAGUUGGUAUGUUUCUUUAAAACAAGUUUUUCACUGACAACCUACCAUGGUCCAGGCACUAUUCUAGACACGGGAGACACAAUGGUGAAUACACAGGUGUGGUCUGGACCCUCCUGGAGUUUAUGUUCUCCUCGGAGAACAGACACACAAACAAAAAUUACAAAUUCUAUAAGCUCUAGAAAGCAAAUAAACAGGGGCAAAGAGGCUCUAGAAGGCAAAUAAACAGGGGUAAGAUCUUUCAGAUCCCUUAGCUGGAUGCUAAAAAUCCAUGCAUUCUGGCCACAUCACAGAAAUGAACCAACUCAAUGCCUUUCAACCACACUAUUUUGAUUAUUGGACCUGCUGCUAUCCAUCACAGAGCCUUUCUUUGAUAGUAGUGAUGUUGGCAUUCUUGUUUGUUAAUGCUGCAAUGAUCCUAAGCCUUAAAAAUGGAUGUAAAAACAAAAUUACUGACCAGAGGGGAAGACCCCAUUCUCAGUAAUAGAGGAUCUGAAGUUGCAGCGUUCACAUUCUCAGGAUAAACAUGCUUGAGUCCACGCGCACUACCUGUGCCUGUUAUAAAUGCAAAAUCCAUCCACUCUGCUGCCACUCACAACCUAACUUUCUGGAGUAGUGCAAAUGAUGUUUGGAAGAAACUGAAAUUGUAAUGUCGUUGUUAUGACUGAUAACAGAAUAGUGAUGGUUAGUCCUAUCUAGAGAGAAACUUAUGUAAAUUACCCUUCAGAUUCUUUAGUUUGACAUGAAGUUUUAGAAAAAAAUAUGAAGUUUUAGGACCUGGAAAGAGGUUCUGAUUAGUUGUUUAAACAAUUUCCAGUGAGCCAAGAAAUCUACCAGGAAAAAAAAAGAAUAACAAAAGAGCAGAUGUAGAAUGAGAAAGCUAACACAUUAAAGUUUUGGCAAAAAGUAAUUUAUGUAAAUAGCUAAUAAUUUACUUUUGUGCUUACUUUAUUUAGAUUAUUUCUCCAUUACAGUGUUUUUCUAGUUAAGUGUACCUAAUUUAUUGAAUGGGUGCUAUCCUGUUUAUGUCUGUCUUGGUUUUUCUUGGCUACAGAAAAACUGUUGCAGGACAACACUAGUUUGAUAUUUGAUUUACUCUCCAAUGAGACUCGAUGGCUGGGCCGCUGUAGACUCAUAGUUCCUCUUUCUAUAUUAAGUCCAUCCAGCUAAUUAGAUUUCCAGUGACUUGUAACGCGUAGUUUACACUGAAUUGCAAUUAUAGAUGCAUACAGCUACCGUACUAGGGAAAACUGAUAUUUCCAGUGUGCCAAUAAAUGAUUUUUAUGAGAG
Messenger RNA from Talpa occidentalis (Iberian mole), 4452 nucleotides. It is a transcript of the gene TRIM9, whose product is annotated as tripartite motif containing 9. The record is from RefSeq and is a predicted model, not a curated record. Bases 76 to 2496 code for a protein of 806 amino acids. The transcript has 14 exons. Lineage: Eukaryota; Metazoa; Chordata; Mammalia; Eulipotyphla; Talpidae. Gene Ontology annotation, molecular function: zinc ion binding; protein binding.